UGCACGUAUAUAUAUAUGUUAGUCACUUGGCUUUGGAAUGAUUGCAGCUUCCAAGUUCCUGAUCAAGUGCUGAUCAAAGUUCAACAAUGUGUGUGUGACUUGGGGGAGCUGGUUUCUGGUUCUAACUCAAUGGCAAGAUCAGCAGGCAGCAACGCAGUACUUUUUCAUGAAAGCUCAAAAAAGUCACCAGCUCUAGCACUAGUACGGAUGCUAUUUCUGGGGCUUUUCUUGCUUGUUACUCUCUUUCAUCGUCCUUCACAACUCCCUAAGAUCAGGUCCAAGUUAGCUCCUCAUCAGUUAUCCUUGCCCAGACAACUCCUCUCGCUUCCUCCUCCUUAUUCAACGGAUGAGCAGUACUCCAGUACAAUGGAAUUGCAUCCAAAACAUACAAAGAAUUCCACGAAUCGACAGUACCAUGAAGUUGCUGCUCAUGAAGUUCCUAGUGGUCCGAAUCCUGAAUCCAACUAGUAAGCAAUAUAUAUAUAUAUAUAUGCACCUGCAGGAAAUUAAUAUAAUAAGUUUAUAUCGGAAUAAGCAGUACUGUUUGAUCUAUAUAUAUCAGCCAUGCACGGUCAUCUAUAUAUAUAUAUAAUAAAAAAUAUGUAUCGAUCAUCCUCGAUCGAUCGGUUCGCUUUCUGUUAAGUCAAAAUGUGUUUUCCCUUUUCAACCUCAUCGAUUGGAAAAAGAUCGAAACAUAAUCAACCAUACAUAUAUGUAUGUAUGUAUGUGUGUAUGUAUGUAUGCAAGCAUGCAUAGCCAGUAUUGGGAAAUUAAAGCUUCAUCUAUCUUCUUCUUC
This is a messenger RNA of Carya illinoinensis, 796 nucleotides long. RefSeq lists its product as uncharacterized. Gene Ontology annotation, cellular component: apoplast. The transcript is spliced from 2 exons. The record is from RefSeq and is a predicted model, not a curated record. Gene Ontology annotation, biological process: xylem development. The coding region runs from base 16 to 468 and encodes 150 amino acids. Gene Ontology annotation, molecular function: receptor serine/threonine kinase binding. Lineage: Eukaryota; Viridiplantae; Streptophyta; Magnoliopsida; Fagales; Juglandaceae.